ACAGGAGAACGCCCCUUCGACUGCUCCGACUGCAGAAAGAGCUUCAAGUCAGCGAAGAACCUGAAGUCCCACCAGCAAGUGCACACGGGCGAGAAGCCCUAUGGCUGCUCCACCUGUGGAAAGACCUUUGCCUGGUUGUCGGGGCUGCGGGAGCACUGGCGGGUGCACAGCAGUGAGCGGCCCUUCACCUGCUCCGACUGCGGCAAAGGCUUCAAGUCGUCCAAGGACCUGAAGGUGCACAGGCGCCUGCACACCGGGGAGCGGCCCUACACCUGCAGCGACUGCGGCAAGGGCUUCACCCGCUCUGCCAAGCUGCUGGAGCACCAGCGCGCCCACACCGGCGAGCGCCCCUUCACCUGCGCCCAGUGCGGCAAGGGACCCGUGCACAACAGUGUCCAGCCGUACAACCGCCCGUACUGCAGUGAGGCGUUUGACAGCUCGCGGGGGUUAUGGCAUCACCGGCGGGCCUACGAGAUCUUAACCCAUUUCCAGCGGGAAUGUGAAGGUCGGCCGUGGAGAAGCGAACGAACUCCCAGUGACCGAGCGCGCGGGCGGGCGGGCGAGCGGCCGUUGGUGAAGAACCUUCUGGGAAACGGCGGGAAAAACAACGGGCGGCGACGGCUGAGGGAGCGCGAGCGGGAGCGGCGACAUCCAGUCCAGUCUCCCGUCGACGUCGACGCGGGGGUGAAGCCAGAGGCGGCCAUCUUGACUACUGGCAGUCCGGGUGGAGCUGGAGCGCGAGCGCGAGCGGCGACAGUUGGUGGCUGGGAUCCCGGCGGCCAUCUUGACUCCCGGCAGCCAGUCAUGACGUCAGUCAAGUCUCCCGUUGACGGCAACAGUGCGGUCUGUGUCCGCGCGCCCGCCCACCCGCCCGGGAGCGAUGGUCGACAGUCGGGGUGGAACAAGGAGAAGCGUUAUGAGUGCGACGUGUGUGGCAAGGCCUGCCGGAGCCCGAGCGAGCUGGAGGCCCACCGGCGGGUGCACACGGGAGAACGGCCCUUCGACUGCUCGGACUGCGGCAAGAGUUUCAAGACAGCGGAUGUCCUGGAGACCCACCGGCGGUUGCACACGGGCGAGAAGCCCUAUGGCUGCUCCACAUGUGGCAAGAACUUUGCCUUGUUGUCUAGGCUACAGCAGCACCGGCAGUUGCACACGGGCGAGAAGCCCCAUGUCUGCCCCACCUGCGGCAAGAGCUUUGCCCGAGUGUCGGCGCUGUGGGUGCACCAGCGGGUGCACAGCAGUGAGCGGCCCUUCACCUGCUCCGACUGCGGCAAAGGCUUCAAGUCGUCCAGGGAACUGAAGGUGCACAGGCACGUGCACACCAGCGAGCGC
Messenger RNA from Amblyraja radiata (thorny skate), 1332 nucleotides. RefSeq names its product zinc finger protein 135-like. The record is from RefSeq and is a predicted model, not a curated record. Gene Ontology annotation, cellular component: nucleus. The transcript has 5 exons. Gene Ontology annotation, biological process: regulation of transcription by RNA polymerase II. The annotation marks the transcript as partial. Gene Ontology annotation, molecular function: DNA-binding transcription activator activity, RNA polymerase II-specific; RNA polymerase II cis-regulatory region sequence-specific DNA binding. NCBI's taxonomy places the organism in Eukaryota, Metazoa, Chordata, Chondrichthyes, Rajiformes, Rajidae.